Molecule: messenger RNA, 960 nt
Organism: Effrenium voratum
Lineage: Eukaryota; Dinophyceae; Suessiales; Symbiodiniaceae
Source: the annotation of a GenBank genome assembly
AUGGCGCAGCAGGUGCAGCUCGCAGACUUCGAGAUGGGCCGCACGUUGGGCUGCGGCUCCUUCGGGCGCGUGAAGUUCGCCAAGUACAAACCCGACGGGAAGUUCUACGCCGUGAAGUUCAUGAAGAAGCACGAGAUCAUCAAGUUGAAGCAGGUGGACCAUAUCAACAACGAAAAGAGGUUGAUGGCGCAGAUCUCGUACCCCUUCGUCGUGAACAUGAUGGGCUAUUGCAAGGAUGAGCACUUUGUGUACAUCGUCAUGGAGUCGAUCAAUGGCGGCGAGCUGUUCACUCAUUUGCGGCGUGCACGAAAGUUCUCAGAUGAGCAGUCAAAGUUCUACGCCCUGCAGGUGGCAGCAGCUUUCGCACACAUCCACAGCAAGAACAUCAUCCACCGUGACCUGAAACCUGAAAACAUAUUGAUGCUACCCAACGGCUACUCGAAGCUGACCGACUUUGGUUUUGCCAAGAUUAUCGAGCCAGGAACUCGGACUUACACUUUGUGCGGCACCCCCGAGUACAUAGCGCCAGAGGUUUUGCUGAACAAAGGGCACGGCAAGCCUGUGGACUGGUGGACUCUGGGCAUCCUGAUUUAUGAGAUGAUCUGCGGGCAGCCCCCCUUCUGCGACGAGGACCCCAUGGGCAUCUACCAGAAGAUCUUGGCCGGCAAAGUCUACUUCCCCAAAUAUUUCGACAAGAAUGCCAAGGCACUGGUCAAGAAGCUCCUGGUGGCCGACUUGAGCAAACGAUUCGGGAACCUGAAAGAUGGCUCCGCAGACAUUCUGAAGCACAAGUGGUUCGAGUCCUAUGAGCUCUCCAAAUUGGAGGCUUUCGAGGUCCCUGCCCCAUACAAGCCCAGCAUGAAGGAUGAGAAUGACACCUCCAAUUACGAGGACAUUCCGGACUCCAAGGAGCCCCCACCAGCCGUCGCGGCUUCUCAGGAUCCUUUCCUGGACUGGUGA